Molecule: messenger RNA, 6022 nt
Organism: Cinara cedri
Lineage: Eukaryota; Metazoa; Arthropoda; Insecta; Hemiptera; Aphididae
Source: the annotation of a GenBank genome assembly
AUUACCUUACUAUCGUUGUCUGUUGGUAGAAAGUCGAAUAGCGAUCUAUCGAUUUUACAUUGGAUGAGUACACGACUAUGACUCGAGCACCGACCAUCAAACAAAAAAAUACAAAAAAUUUCACCCAACGUCCAGAAAAGCGUCACUGCGUUGUUGUGGCAAUUAUAUUGUGUUUGUGUGCCGUGUAGACAAUGGAAUAUGGAUGACGAUGUGUGUUAACGGACAGUUGUACAAUCCUGUAUGAUGUAACAAGUAAUAUACUAACAUGUAACGCACACACGCUGCCAAAUGUAAUAGUCCGACACCGAUUUUGUGGUUAUACUACGGUACAUAAUAUUGUACAGUUGUAUAUUGGUUAAAACCAUAAAGUGAUUGGCAAUAUGGUUAAAACCACUGAUAAUCAUGCCCUUAUUGAUAAAAAAUUUUGUAAGAUUAAAUUAGUUAAGAUCAUAGUUAAAAUUUAAAACUUAAAAUUUGAAAUAUUCUACUUGAAAAACUUCGAAUCCACUUAUUGUGAUCUGUGUAGAGUAAUCAUUAUAAACAUAAACCACUAAGUUAUAAACAUUUUUCGACUAAAUGUGGCAACAGCAGGCUUUUGUAAUCGAUUCCAAAUUUAAUGCAUAUAGAACUUCAAACCAUCCAAAUUUUAGUAAGUCAUUAAUUAUAAAAUUAAUUUGUUAUCCAAUUAGUCGAUUAAAUGUAAUAUUAAUAUUUCCUAAUAUAAUCUAGGAACUCUUUACAUUAGGAGAAGAAAUCAACUUCUUAGAGAAAAAUCUAAACAAGAAGUAAGUUUUAAGUGUAAACAUUAUGAACUUUAUUAAGAUUUAUGAAAUUAUUUUACUUUUAAAGGAUACAAUUCAAAAUAUGACAAGUCAUUCAAGAAAAAAAUAUUUACGUAUUCGAUCAGCAAUUUUACAAAACAGAUACAAUGUUUUUUUCGAUAAGCAGUCAUAUAAUGUUCGUUGUGCUAGUAAAUAUAAAUAUAUAUUAAUUUCACUUUUCAUGUAUAAAUAACAAUAAGAUUUAAUUGUGUAAGAAUCAAAAUCUACAAGAUUUAUAGGGAAUUUAUUUUUAUUUAUUAUUUACAGAGAAACAUUACUAGAAGAAAAUGUUAAGGGAAUAAUAUUUUUUUUAUCGUUAUUUUUACAAAUUUUCUAAAUUUUGAUUAUUCAUUGAUCUAUUUUUAUUUUUUAUAGAUAAGUUUAAGCAAAGAUAAAUUAUUAGAAAUAGAUUCAUUAUAUCGAAACUAUGAUGUUUUACCUACUUCUAUUUCAAACACUCAAAAAUCUAUGGUUGGCAAUAUCGAAGAAAAUGAAUUAUUCACUAACGUUCAUCACAUUUACGAUCAAGUAUAUUGAUGAUAUUUAUACUUGUAUACAAUUCAGUUUAAUAAUUUUGUUUUUAUUGGGAAUUAGCAUUCAGAAGCAGUAACUAUGUUGAAAUUUGCGAAUAAUAAUAAAUCUAAAUUAUGUUGUGCUUCAAAUGAUGGAACACUUAGUAUCUGUGAUGUUUUGACUUCACCACCAAGUGUAAAAGCUAUAUUACGAUGUCAUACUGGGCCAGUUACUGGUAAUAUUAUAUUAUUAUAUUAAUAUAUUAUACAUAUUUACUAUCUAUAAACUAUUUGAUUAUUUACAAUUCACUACAGAUAUGCAUCAUAUAUAUUGUGUAAUUUUAAAUUUAAAUCUAAAAACUACACAGCGUUAUAUUAUAUGGGGUGAAUUUUUUAGGUUAAAUGUAUUCAAGUUCUAAAUUUUGGGAUUUUUAAGUGUAGCUCAAGUCAAUAUUUUCAAAUAAUUAGAUUUUUCAUAACAUUUAAGAAGCUGUGGUACCAACUUUAGUUUCUCAUUUGAAAAAUCUAAGUAUUCAAAAAUAUCUUAAACUACACAAAAAAUCAGAAUUUGAUUAUAUGCAAAAUUUAACCAAAAAAAUGGAGUGAGCAUGCUUAGUGAAUCAUCCUAUGUAUAACUGUUUUUUAAUAUUACAGCUGUAAAAUAUUUACACCAACUAUUUUAAGCUCUUUUCAAUCCCCUCUACCUCCAAGGCUAGUUCCAAUUCAUCUAGAACUUUGGAAUUUGAAAUAUAAAUAGUAUUAAAGGUAAAUAUUACAAAGAUAUCAAAAACUAAUUAAAAUCUAAUUUAGUGGGAGUGGAAGUAGGUUUUAUUUAUAAAUGAAUGUGUAUAAUAAUUAGGAUGUGUGAGAAUUUUUGGAAUUUUACUGAAAUUGCUUUGUAGAAAAAAUUUUUUCACACUAAUAGAUAACAAAAUGCCAAAGAUGCAAAAUUUAAAAAUCAUACUGAUUUUAACAUAAUUUGAAAUUCCUGACAAGUAUCAGUAGUUUUUUUUUUUAAUAUUUAAUGCUUACAAGCUAUGUUUUGGAUUAAGUGAAUAACUAAAAUUAAAACUAAUUUUAAUAAUAUUUUGUUUCAAAUUCAAACUUUCUAUUAAAAACUAUUAAAAAGUCCUUCAUCAAUUUUAUAUCUUCUUCUCCUUUGCUUUCAUUCCAACUAUUUUUGUUUGGCCACCUGUAUUCUAAACAUCCACUUCACCUGAUUCUCUGAAUUUUCUUCAUAUCAUUCGCAAUGACAUCUAACCACUUCUUUUUUGGUCUGCCUCUUUCCCUCUUUACUCUUACAUCUAUUUUUAUUAGGUCGCCACCUGCUAUCUUUUUGCAGUAAGCAAUUUGUUUCCUUAUCCCUGUACUUCCAUUCCCUGUAUGUUAUCCAAGAAAAAUGACUAACUACCAAAUCAGCUCACUGACGAUUCCUAUAUGCUACCUGGCACUUGUAGCUUACUACUAUACCAGCAAUUAUACGGGUUCUUCCUUCAUGUACUGUUUGUCUACUAGAUUAUACUGAAUUCCCAUUAUGAUUAAAAUUAUAUUGUACUUGUACUUACUCUUGAUUAAACCCAUUUUUUCUUUUGCUCACCUUUAAUCCAGUAGAUUAUAUUUAUGUACUACUAAAAUGUAUCACAAAAAUCACAACUUUUAUCAGAUGACUUCAAUAAAUUUAUCUUUCCCAACAACAUUAUCUGUGUAUACACCUACCACUCUCAUAUCAUUCUCAACCUUCAACUACUCCUUAUUUGGUCUUCCUCUCCUUUCUUUCCUCCUAAGUCUAUUUUCAUAACAAUUCUUACUGCUUCUGAUUCUUCUCUCAUCAUAGGGUGUCCAAACCAUCUCAGUUUAUUUAGUCUCAUUUUGUUCACUACCAAAGCCACACCUUUUACUGUUUCUUAUGUACUGAUUCCUUAUUUAAUCUUCCCUAAUUACCUAAAUAUUCUCAUCUCUGUUACACUCAUUCUCUGUUCUAUCUGUCUACUGUCUAACACUCCAAAUCAUAUAACACAUUGUUGGUCUCACCACACUCUUGUAGAACAUACCUUGUGGUCUUAUUGGAAUUCUCUUGUUACAUAAAACACACCUACGUUUCACAUCCACAUCAUAGCCACCUUUUUUGAACAAAAGAUCCUAGGUACUUUAAGUUUUUAACCUCAAAAUUAACCUUUUUCUAAAAGUCGAUAUGUAAACUGUGGAAAAAAAGAUUUAACAUUAUACAAUCUGCUGCAAUUUAUUUUUCUAUACCUUCUAUUUAUACCAUAUAUUAUAUAAUAUAUAGUUUAAUUGGUUAAAUUGGUAAGAUAAAUCCAAAAGUAUUUUUAAGUUUUAAUGAAACAUACUAAAUAUCAGUUCCUUUACUUUUGAUAAUACUAGUUAGUCCCUACAUAAAAAUGUUAGUUAUCAGUAGUAGUUCCAAGUUUAAUAUUUAAUUCAACAUGAUGGAAUUUACAACAAUGUUUAGCCAGAAUAGCAAUGAAUUCAGUGUAAAACAAUUUUAAAUUCAAAAUUAAAUAUGAAUCAAAAAUAAAUGGUUAUAAAACAUGCAAGGCCAAAUUGUUCUUCAACCUUAUUGAUUAUGGAAAUCCCUGAACCAUUUUUCUGUAAACUUGGCCAAUCAAUAAACUUUUUUCUGAUCUUCCUUUUUUUCCUAGUCUCAAUCAACUUAUCAUAUUCUUAGCUUCCUUGCACAGUCAAUUUAAAAUAUUUUUGAUUAUUUAAAGUAUAUUAUAUAUUAUUAUGUUCUACAAAAUAUUAAGUUACUGCUUUCAAUAAUAGUAAUUUAUUAAUCAUAUUUUCUUCAGGAUUUGAUUGGUCUACAUCAGAUGAAUUAAUAGCAAGUUGUUCCACUGAUGCAACAAUUUGUUUUUGGGAUUCUAAACAAUAUUGUUGUUUAAGGUGUGUCAAUGAUUUAUUUUAUUCAUCUGUAUUGGCAUGUAUAUUUAAUCCAAUCAAUAAUAACAUUCUUAUAGUAAGUUAUUUUUAAAUUUAUUAUUAAAAAUGUAGUUGUAUAAUAAUUUAAAUAAUCAAUUCAGACAGGAAACAAAGCAGGAUAUGUGUGUGUAUUAAAUGUUUCAACUGGUAUGUAUCCUAAAAAUGGCCAAGUAAAAAUAGGUGGUGAAAUUUUAUCUCUAGCUGUUAACAAUAGUGGACAAAUAAUUUGGGUUGGAAAUGACAAAGUAAUAUUUUUUAGUUAUUUUCUUUUUAAAAUUUUAAACUAUUUCUGUUUAAAAAAACAAAAAGUACAUUGUUAAUUAGCUAUAGGUAACUAAAUUAUCUGAUAAAUUAACAAUACCUACUAAUGUUUCUAAAUGUAUAGGGUGACAUUGUAUCUCUAAAAUUAAACAACAGUGAUAAUAGUUAUCUUACUAAAUGCCAUCGAGUUAUAACAUCACCAAAUCGUGGUGCCAUUACUUGUCUAAGUUGGAAAACAUGGAUAAGCAGAAAGGCAAGAGAUCCAAUGUUAUUAGCGAAUUGUGGAAAUAAUCGAUUAUAUCUUUAUAAGUUUGUAGAAUAAAAUAAUGUUAAACUAACAAACCAAAAUAUAAUGAUUUUAUUAUACUUAGAGUUUCUGAAAAUGAUGAUUCUUCAUUGACAUUAAAAAAACAAUUUAUAAUUCCUCAUACUCAUGGCAAAAACGUAUUGCGUUCAGCAUUUUGUCCAAUAAUGUCAUUUCGACAGGGUGCAUGUGUUGGUAUGUAUUAUAAUUUUUAUUUUAUAUUCAAUUUACAAAUAAUAUUAAUUUUCAUUUUGCAGUUACAACUAGUGAAGAUUCUUGCAUUUAUUUUAUAGACAUAGAUAAAGAGUCAAAUUAUUUUAUCAAUAAACUACAAGGGCAUGCCUGUUUAACACUGGGUGUUUCAUUCAACUACAAUGAAACUAUUUUAGCAACAAGUGAUGUACAAGGAAUCAUUAUUAUUUGGUCUCAGCAAUGUCAAAAACAAGAACAAUCUUUAUAACUAAUUAAAUAAUUUUUAAUCAUUCAAUUUUAAGUUAAAACAUUCUAAUAAAAUUAUUUAGUUUUUUAGAUAAAUUUGUAAUUAAUGAAAUAAUAUAUCAAUGUUUAUACAUAGUUUAAUAAAUAUUUAACUAAACAAAAUUAUAAUUAAAUAAUAAUACAAUAAAAAAAUACAUAUAUUAUUCUUAUAUACUAUAUUAAUAAAAAAAAAAAAAAAAUAAUGUUAAUUUUAAAUUGCUGUAACCCAAUACCUGAAAAGAAGAGGGAAAAAAUGGCAUUUGUCUACAAUGUGAAAUAAAUAAAAAAAAAAUUUUUUGUUUAAACAACUAAUCUUAAUUUUACUUGGACUUCCAGAAUCCAAUAACCUUAUACAAAUAUAUAAAAACUUAAAAGACAUAUUUGCUAAAAGAUCUCUUAUACAUUUGUAGUUUCUAAAGUAAAAUAUAAUAAAUUUAAAAAAGUAAUACAAUUAGUUUUAAAAUGGAAGAAAUAUAAAGUUAAAUAAACAUCAUUAAAUGUAUUUAUAAAAACCUUGAAUGUUUUUGAUACAUUUCCCAGCGUAUAUCAUCAGAUUCAUGUGUCAAAAAUCGAGUACUAUCCCCUGUUGAUUUUUCUAGUUCUCUUAAAUCACACCAAGUUUGAUAAUCCUAAACAUAUCAAUUACUUAAAUAUAUUUUGUAAUAUUUAUUAAUUUCCAAAAAACCAUUGUCUUAAUUAAAGCCCUC